AUGAUGUUUCGGCUGGCGAGAGGCUUCGUACGAAAUACUGGGAGCUAGAGUCCAACACACUGCUGACCUGAGAAAGGUGCCAAAUGCUCGAAGACCGAGUUCCUUUGCCUCACUAGCGAAACGACCAAUUCUUGGACCGGUUGCAUUAUCACCAAUCCGAUCGGUCCACGGCCAAGCCACGGAGUAUCUUCAAUCCUACGAUGUUGACCUAAGCGAGUCUCAGAAGACCGUUCGCGAAGCAAUCGCGAAGAUUUGUGCCAAUUACCCAGACGAGUACUGGCAAAAACUGGAUUCGAACCAUCAAUUCUCUCUAGAUCUUCACCAGCAGCUAGCCAAGGCCGGCUGGCUCGGAAUCUGUAUGCCAGAGGAAUAUGGCGGCUCUGCUUUAGGCAUCUCGGAAGCAUCAAUCAUGAUGCAAACGCUGUCAGAGUCCGGAGGAGGUAUGACAGCCGCCUCUUCAGUGCACAUGAACAUCUUUGGUUUGGAACCCGUGGUCAAAUACGCCACUGAGGAGCAGAAGAAGCGCUGGCUCGUCCCCCUGGUCGCAGGCAAAGAGCGAGCAUGCUUCGGAGUAACGGAACCAAACACUGGCCUUGAUACCCUCAAACUACAAUCUCUUGCAACAAAGAACUCGGAGGGAAAAUCUUACAGCGUCACUGGCUCGAAGAUCUGGACAUCGACAGCUCAGACAGCGGAAAAGAUUUUGCUACUCGUACGCACCACGCCUUUGGGAGAAGUAAAGAAACCCACGCAAGGCCUCUCGCUCUUCUACACCGAUCUCGACCGCUCGAAGGUACAAGUUACAGAGAUAGAGAAGAUGGGCAGAGCAGCGGUCGAUUCCAACAUUCUUUUCUUCGACGGUUGGCAGGUUCCAGCAGAAGAUCUCAUCGGCCAAGAAGGCGAGGGCUUCAAACAGAUCAUGACAGGAAUGAACGCAGAACGAAUCCUCAUUGCAGCAGAAGCCCUGGGGCUGGGCUUCGCUUCGUUGCGGAGAGCAGCCCUCUACGCUCAAGAGCGCGUGGUGUUCGGUCGGCCCAUCGGCAAGAACCAAGGAAUCCAACACCCGCUUGCAGACUCGUGGAUGAAAGUCGAAUCGGCGAGGUUGAUGGUCUAUCAAGCUGCUAGGAUGUACGAUAAUGGAUAUCAGACUGGUGAGUAUGCCAAUGCUUGCAAGUAUCUCGCAGCCGACGCAGCAUACGAAGCCGCCGAGAGAGCUGUGAUGGUACACGGUGGCAUGGGAUACGCGAAGGAAUAUCAUGUUGAGAGAUACCUCCGAGAGACCAUGUUGCCGCGACUGGCACCCGUGAGCAGGGAAAUGAUCUUGAACUAUAUUGGCGAGAGGGUCUUGGGUCUACCCAGGUCGUACUGA
This is a messenger RNA of Lecanosticta acicola, 1369 nucleotides long. Lineage: Eukaryota; Fungi; Ascomycota; Dothideomycetes; Mycosphaerellales; Mycosphaerellaceae. The record is from the annotation of a GenBank genome assembly.